Molecule: messenger RNA, 1743 nt
Organism: Dermacentor silvarum
Lineage: Eukaryota; Metazoa; Arthropoda; Arachnida; Ixodida; Ixodidae
Exons: 2
Coding region: 64-1650 (528 amino acids)
Source: RefSeq, a predicted model, not a curated record
CAAGCUGAGGCCGCGUCCUAGGGCCGAGCCGGGGAUCCUCGCAUCUUCCCCGUCGGCGGCGCCAUGGCGGACGACGACGACGAUGACUCGGACGAGAAGUCGUCCAUGUCCACCAUGUCCACGGCUGGUGGCAAGGGCAAGAAGGCUGCUGCUGGCGGCGGGGGCUCGGGACUCGGACUCUGUCUGUGUCUGGUGGGCGUACUGGGCGUGUGCGCGGCGGGAGCGGUGGCCGCCUUCCUGCUGCUCGACGACGGCGGCGGUGCCAACAAGACCGACAACGCGAGCGAAGCGGCAUCGGCAGCCGCCAGUGGAGCCACGUCCGCCGCCUCGGCGCCGGUUUCCUCGACCACGGUCGCCAAGCCGGAGGGGGCCCGCGGGGCCACCGAGGACGCGCCGCAACUCGACGCGUACGGGCGCUUCGCCCAAGAGGAGGACAAGCCCCUGAAGACGGCUGUCGUGUCCAGGCAGCGAGAGCAUCGAAAAUCGUCCAGGCGACGCUCCCGCGUUAGAUUGGCCAACGGGGCUGUGGUGAGGCAGUCCAGUCAGCACCAAGGGACGGAAAGAACAUCGGGGAAGCGUGCCAAGCGUACGGCAGCCACUCGACGUUCUACUCGACGCUCCGCGAGGGAGGCCAGGCUACUGGCCUCCAACGGAGUCAGGUUGCACAGAAAGCGGCAACACCCGGCCAACGCGCCGUCUGCCGGCGCAGCAGCGCAUCGUAUCGCGAACUUGAGGGCGGACACCGACAAGAGGCGCAGUGUGGCCAGCUCACACGAGGUGUCGGUAACUUCCGCUGGUAGUCGAAGAAAUGCUUCGGGAACGACACGUGCUCUUACAAGCAAGAAUGCGACGCGAAGAGCCGUAACGGCCGGUGCCAAUCGCAACACAACAGACCGUUCGAAAGAAAAGGCUUCCGCCGCUGCGGCUGGCUCACACGAGGUGUCGGUGAUUUCCGCUGGUAGUCGUGUGAACGAGUUGGCAAGGACAAGGGUUCCUGCAAGCCAGGACACGACGCGAAGCGCCAGCACGCCAGAUGCCAACCGAAGAAUAGCGGGCAGUUCGAAGGCUUCCCGUGCUGCAGUCAAAUCAGACGAAGUGUCGGCGAAUACCGCGGGUAGUCGCGUGAACGCGUCGGAAAGGAUACCGGUUGCUACAAGUGAGGAUACAAAGCGGAACGCCGGCGCGCCAGAUGCCAACCAAAGCAUGACGGGCAGUUCGAAAGCUUCCCGUGCUGUGGUCAGGUCUGACAAGGUGUCGGAUAUUACUUCUGGUGGCCACGUGAGCUCGUCGGCAAGGACACGGGUUGCCACAAGCGAGAAUGUGAUGUGGAGCGCCGACACGGCAGUUGCUAACCGACGCACGACGGGCACUUCCAAGGCUUCCGCCGCUGUUGUCAAAUCAGACGAGGUGCCGGCGAUUUCCUAUAGUAGCCGUGUGAACGCGUCGGCAAGGACACGCGAUGUUCCACGUGAAAAUGCGAAGCUUAGUGCCGGCACGGCAGAUGCAAGCGCUUUGAAGGAGAAGGCUUCUCAUAGGAGCCUUGGCGGGACAAGCAUUUCUGCAGCGAGUGGCGACGGACGUGCCGUCAGGACCGAGAACGAGUUCUCCCGAGGUGGCGCCCCGGCUAGCUUGAGUGUUCAUGCUCAAUAGUGUGGCCUUGCAUGAUACGCGAGAUAACACUCGUGAAUAUUAAAGUGCCAUAUACUGCUUCAGUUCUUUUCUGUCCAGAAUAAGAAUUACUUU